This is a messenger RNA of Aplysia californica (California sea hare), 1035 nucleotides long. RefSeq lists its product as uncharacterized. Bases 1 to 1035 code for a protein of 344 amino acids. The transcript has 4 exons. The record is from RefSeq and is a predicted model, not a curated record. NCBI's taxonomy places the organism in Eukaryota, Metazoa, Mollusca, Gastropoda, Aplysiida, Aplysiidae.
AUGGACCUUCUGUGGAUACUAGCGAAGCUCAUUCUGGCAGCCGCACUGUUACUAUCCUCCCAUGCCUCUGUCCUGGAGGUAACAAUACCAGAGGUCGAAAUAGGGAAAACGGCCAAUGUGUCACUGAAAUGCUCCACCCGUUAUCCCCAAAACGUAAUUUCUGAAAUUCUGGCUAUUAGAAUACUGAAAUGGGGUCAUGAUGAGUGGAACAGAGUGGCAGAACUUCGCGGUGGAGAAACAGAAAUCAGACAAAAACCCGAAAAUGUCUUAGCUGAGGGUAGUGUAACCUCUGCCACUGACAGCUUUCUGCACCUGACAUGGCGUGUGGCGACCAACAACACUAUGGGCCAAUACCGCUGUGAUGUCAUCGGCUAUACUUUCCUAGAAAAUGUCUCUUGGCAUAAAAGCCUUUCAGUUUUUAUCACAAGUAAAAGGGAGAUAGAUAUCCUGACCCAAACGGUGGAAAAGUACAAAAUAGAUGGUCUUUACCGCCUGCGCUUACAGAGACAGGUCAUUUUGGAAAAUCUGACGACGACUGUAGAAGCGCUUGAGGCGAGUUUCGAAAACAAGUUGAAAAAGCAGCAACAGGUAUUGAGCUAUAACCUGGAGGAGAGCAAGAGAGAGUGUCUGGAGCAAAAACAAGACAUGCUCAAAACCUUGAAAGCAAUGGUAGAGGAGAGAAAAGGAGAGGGCCUUCGUCGAAUGCUCUCACAGAAACAAGACAUCCUGGAGGAAACGAAGGCGACUGUGAAGGCUCUGGAGAACAAGUUGAAGAGCCAGCUACAGGGCCAGUCGUGUGCUGACGUGCAGGGAUUGGGCCCCCGACCAGUGAUCCGUCUCUACAACGGUAUAAACGUCGUCUGUGACACUGUCACGGAUAAGGGAGGCUGGAUCGUUAUACAGGGAUUGGGCCCCCGACCAGUGAUCCGUCUCUACAACGGUAUAAACGUCGUCUGUGACACUGUCACGGAUAAGGGAGGCUGGAUCGAGGGCUGCUGCCCAGGGGCAGAACACGUUAAGGAUUGUGGGCAGUGA